Molecule: messenger RNA, 2279 nt
Organism: Branchiostoma floridae (Florida lancelet)
Lineage: Eukaryota; Metazoa; Chordata; Leptocardii; Amphioxiformes; Branchiostomatidae
Product: serine/threonine-protein phosphatase 2A regulatory subunit B'' subunit delta-like
Exons: 14
Coding region: 108-1889 (593 amino acids)
Biological process (GO): protein dephosphorylation
Cellular component (GO): protein phosphatase type 2A complex
Molecular function (GO): protein phosphatase regulator activity; calcium ion binding
Source: RefSeq, a predicted model, not a curated record
GUUAGCGCCCUUUUUAGGACGCCAGCCGAGUCGACUUCCGAGUAGCGGUGCGUUUUCCCACACUUCCUUAAGAGCGAAAGAAGAUGUGAAGAAAACAACUCCUUGACAUGACGACGCUGUGUGCGGUGCCUUGCCAGUUUCUCGGAUUGAAGAUUCCGAUAUACCACAGUGUUCUUGUGGACCAGCGCUGUAGCCGUGCUAUACACCACUGCGACGUCUGUAACGUCGUACAGCGCUUGGAGUCGGGGGCUGCGAUUGUGUGUAAAUCUAUCCACUAUGGCGUGUGUCAACCCGUGGCCAUUCCCCCAACCAAGGCCAGGAUUAUCAAGAAAAGAGAGGAGAAAGCGACGGCCAAGGUUUCUCCACAUUCGCCGCCUGCUAAGCCUCAGCUUUCACCCCAACCCAAGGUAGCCGACCAACUCCAACACUCACCCCAACCUAAAGAGGUGACCGAGGUCAAACCAACCACCUCUGCCACACCGUCCCCGAAGUCGGACCCGCCCAACCCUGCGCCCUCGGGCUCAGCCAUCCCGAGGUUCUACUUCCCCCUCGGUCAGCCAGUGUCCGAGGACGGCAAAGAGCUGAAGAAAGUGUCCGAGGUCUUCGGGACGUUGAAGGAGGGGAAAGCGUUCAAGAGUGAUUUUGGAGAAAUAGCAAAGGUGUGUAACUGUCCCCUGUACUGGAAAGGACCGUUAUUUCUGGCAGCAGGAGGAGACAAGCUGGGCUGCGUCACUUCCGCUUCCUUCCAACCCUUGUGGAAAAGAAUAAUCCAGAAGUACCAUGACGACUACUCACGCUUCAUGGCUAUCAUGACCCGGAUGAAGGGAAGCUACCUUACAGCAGACGACUUCGUGCCACUUAUACAGGAUGUUAUAGACACCCACCCGGGACUGACAUUCUUACAGGAAGCUCAGGAAUUCCACUCCAGGUACCUUCACACAGUCAUCGCCCGGAUAUUCUACACUGUCAACAGGUCCUGGUCUGGACAAAUUAGCAUCCCGGAACUCCGCAGGUCCAACCUAUUACAGGUAAUUUCGUCUUUAGAAGAGGAAGACGACAUCAACCAGAUCACAGACUUCUUCUCGUACGAGCAUUUCUACGUCAUCUACUGCAAAUUCUGGGAGCUGGACACGGACCACGACUUGUUUAUCAGCCAGCAGGACCUGGCUAGACAUAACGAUGGUGCAAUAUCGUCUCGGAUGGCGGAAAGAAUAUUCUCUGGAGCGGUGACAAGAGGAAGCACUGUUUCUCGCGAAGGCAAGAUGAGCUACACGGAGUUUGUCUGGUUUCUGCUGGCGGAAGAAGACAAGAAACACCCAACAGCGAUAGAGUAUUGGUUCCGGUGUAUGGACCUGGACGGAGACGGCCUACUGUCCAUGUACGAACUGGAGUACUUCUAUGAAGAACAGUACAAUAAGAUGGUGUCCCUGGGGAUCGAACCCAUGCCGUUCGAAGACUGUCUGUGUCAGAUGUUGGACAUGAUCAAUCCAGCAAUACCAGGCAAAAUAUCUCUUCGUGACCUAAAACAGAGCAGAAUGACGCCGUUGUUCUUCGACACUUUCUUCAACCUGGAAAAAUACCUGGACCACGAGCAGAGAGAUCCAUUCGCUGCGGCAAAGGAGGCUGAGGAUAUGGAGGGGAUGUCUGACUGGGAGCGGUACGCCGCUGAGGAGUACGAGAUGCUGGUGGCAGACGAGACCAUGCCGGGACAGGACGAUGUGUUUGAUGAUGACGCGUUAGAAAGUGCGGAGGUAAGACGAGUGACCAGAGCAGACAUGGAAGAGGCUGAUUACGAUUACACAGGUAUAGGUGACGUCAGCACAAUAACUGCGCAGAGGAGCGUGACGUCAUCACUAGCAGCUACCAAUCAACAGGAAGGAGUAAAGUGAACUGCUGACUGCACAAGACGCCAACACAAAUUUCCAUCUCGUGAACGGUCACAAUGCCAUUUAAAACGGUCGUUGGCACAUCGCAUAAUGGUACACUUUAUGGUUUUGAAACCAAGAUGGUGCACUUUCCUUCCCCGCUUAUUUUUAAUGGAACUUUUACGUUUUAGAAUCCGAUACGCUUGGAUAUGGCAUCUACCUGUUAGCGAUGUGGAAACGACCGUUUCAAAUAGCAACGACCGUUUACGUUAACUUUACAUAAACGCAAGGCACCAGCAUUGGCAGCAAUCAUACGUCUUUGUAGGGCCCGAGUACAGAAACGGACUGGCAAAUCAAAAGAAAAGACGGAAGUUUACACACAAUAGUAAAAGCCAAAGGAAUGAGAUAAAAAAA